Messenger RNA from Haliotis rufescens (red abalone), 5539 nucleotides. Its product is annotated as rho GTPase-activating protein 6-like. Gene Ontology annotation, biological process: signal transduction. The record is from RefSeq and is a predicted model, not a curated record. The transcript has 12 exons. The coding region runs from base 435 to 2666 and encodes 743 amino acids. Lineage: Eukaryota; Metazoa; Mollusca; Gastropoda; Lepetellida; Haliotidae.
CCCGUUGUGACGUCGGCGCGAGUUGUUCCGCUAAAGUAUGGCGCUGUACGCUAUCUUCAGUAUCACUACGCCAUUAUACAAAAACUUUCGUCAAGUUCCAUAACUAGCCCCGCCAGAACAAUAACAAGUGUCGGAUAGUUUAAUUUUUACAUUUUUUGACAACGGUUCUUUCGGAAAGUGUCAAGCAGACGAUAGUGGAAGUAAAAGGCGGGAAGAUGCAGCCCAGAGACGUGGAUUAGUUAGGGAAGUAGAGAAAGCGAGAAUGCGCUAGGAAUCCUGCUAUACGCAGUGCACGGCGUUUGGUUUACAUUUGUACACAGGGAGGAAUUCCUACUGCGGAAUCCAAAGAUCCAGUCGUCUAAGAAUGGUGCAGCUAGAUCGCCUGUGUUCAUAUCAAGUGUCAUGUGGAUUUGUGGCCCCAAGUUCCUGUUUUAAUGGGAGUUGUGAGAACACUGGCCACUGAAGAAACCUCCCCCGGUAUGCUCAAGGCCAAGUCGCCGUCACCAGGCCGACGAAAGAUCCUCCCCAAACGAUGGCGCAGCAAAACCAAACCCGUUCCCAACGUGACCGCGUCUUCCCUCUGGAGCCCAGAGGGUUCUUGUACGUGGUGCAGCGUGAGCGGAAGGAAAGUAGUGCUAAAACCAGUCAGUUUACUCCAACUGACGGACGCGGAAAGAGAUGCGCUGCAGAAAAUAGCUGUACCCAAACUUCAGUCUGUGGACAUUGGUCCUUUAGCUGUUCCCAAAGGAGAUUCUGAUGACAAUCGGAGGUCAAAGAAAGUGUUGUCGAUGAAAAGAAGAUCAAAGUCGGCCAAUCUGGCUGGUUUGUUGGAUACUCUAGCUGAGAAAGAAAAACAGAAGGAUUCAAACCCAAAAGAUGGUUUGGUGUUUGGAAUCCCGCUGUCAAAGUGUAUCGCUCACGACAGAGAAGUUCAUAAAAGACAAAGUAGUCGGCCAUCGACAUCGUUAAAGGUCCGCAGUGAAAGUGCUGAUGUAUUGUUGUCUCCUCAUGGUCAAAGAAAAUCAAGCAGCUCCUCCCAAAGCUCUCUGGACAAUGUUCCCCACAACGGCAGCACAAUAUCCCACAAUCCUUCUCAUGGGAGACGAGGAAGUUCAGAUUCAUUGUCGGAAUCGGAAAGUAGUCGAAACACAAGUUCUAGUCUCAUCGAUGCCCUCUCCCUGUCUCUCACACAGCCUGCCAUGCUACUGUCAGAACUAAGGGGAGACAACCAAAGCUGCUAUGCCACAGGGGCGCCUCAAGUUCCUCUGAUAGUCAAUUCCUGUUUUAAACAUAUAGAAACGUAUGGUUUGCAAGUGCUUGGUAUUUUUCGUGUUGGUUCGUCCAAGAAACGAGUGAAACAGCUACAAGAAGAAUUCGAUACUGGGAAGAGCAUUACACUAAAUGAAAGUCACAACCCUCAUGACGUUGGGGCGUUGUUGAAGGAAUAUUUUCGGGAUCUGCCGGAGCCACUCCUCACUCGGGAUCUGUACACGCCUUUCAUUUCCACCAGAAAAUUAAAAGAUGUAGAGAAGCGGUUGUCAGCAUUGAGGUUGCUUGUGUCGUUACUGCCGCUGCCAAAUCGUGACACAUUCUGGGCACUGCUGAAGUUCCUGGCGAAGGUUGUCGAACAUUCCAAAGAUACUAUAGACGAACAUGGAAACGAGCUCUCUGGGAAUAAAAUGGACGCCCAUAAUCUGGCAACAUUGUUCGGACCAAACAUUCUCCACAAAGCCAAGUCAUCCCCGGACAAGGAGUUCCGGGUGGAAACAACGGAACAUGCGGAGCAGAGCAAGGAGGUCAUAGAGGUCGUCAAGGAGAUGAUCGAUAACUAUUGUCAGUUGUAUGAGAUUCCCCCUGAUCUACAUGACGAUGUUAUACGGUUGCUAAUGGAAACGAACCCAGAGGUUGCAGAUAAGAUUCUCAAACAACUUGCAAAUGAUGUUGUGAUUGAACCUGACCCGGACACGUCUUCGAGUGUGUUUGACGACAGUGAUUCGCCCUCCAUGCCCCACUCCCCCAGCAGUGAUGCCGACCUCCUCUGCCACUCCCGAGGCUACAUGGGUGUCCACCAGACACUCCGAUCCUCCAAGAGUGCCGACCCUUGCACCCCACUUGCUCAGCGAAAGCCAGGGAUUGUUAUAGAGGAACGGCGGACUGCAAGUUCCAGUGAUGAUAGACCCAAAGUGCGUGUAAAUAUUGAAAAGACCACUAGUCCACUAGUAUCACGGAGUCAGCGAACAUCUCGAACUCCGAUGGUGAAGGUUUCGAGAGACAGUUCUAGUCCUGAGGUGUUGUUACGACCACACGUGGAUAUACGUGGGGACCGGCCUUAUUCCGAGGGAUACUCUCACAGUUUGUCCAUUCCAAAGCCGAGUUAUCUCCGAGAGAACAGCAGCUCCAGCAUCAGCAGCUAUUUGUCCUCAACAAACAGUCCAGGGGGGUCGGACACCUCAAUACAGUGGUCGAAUCAGUCACCUCCAUCUUCUAGUACAAGCUCACCUCGACCAAUACGCAGGUCAUCGUCACAGAGGCGACCUUUGAAUCUCAACCAAGGUGACGACGCUCCUGUCGGGUCAGCAGAGUGGCAGCGGGAACGGUGGCGCCACUGGGAAAUGAUCGCAGCUGAUAAGAAAGGGGAAGGUUAUGAACAAGAGACGCUUGUAUGAAAGCUGAUGUGUUAUGGGCAAAGAAUGUGCAAUUCCAAAUAUUUGAAAAAUAUGAGACUUCUGUGGUAUAUUACCACUGCUGUACAGAUGUGCUGGAUUUAAUCCGUGAAUAUUUGGAAAAACAGGUAUUCCAUAAACUCCACUGCUCAGCGACCGGGAAUGAUUUCAGAGUUGUGUUUCCAUGGUGACAAAACAGGAAUACAAACCAAAUGCUCAACCACUGUGCGAAAUUAGUUGACAAUAUACAGCUGGUUUGAAUGUGCCACUUGGACAGGAAUCUAAAUCAUAAUGUCUUUCAUAUUAACACUUGUUUUUGCAAUUUAAACACUAAGGAAAUCUAUGCAAAAAUAGAAUAUGAUGAUUGGAUUGUAGUGUGUGUAUAUAUAUAUAUGAAUAUAUAUAUAUAUAUAUAUGUAUGUAUGCAAACACGCUGAGCCAGCGAUUUGUUUUGUAAAUAAUCCAAAAACUGCCCCCACUGUCAUAAAAGUGCAAUCGUUAAUUGUAUAUUAACAAUCUUUGUUCUUGUACCUGAGACAAGAGAAGGAAAGGUUAGGAAACUGUUGGUUCAGAAUUUGCUGUUUUAAAUUUUUUACCUACGACUUUUGAUAACAUUGAGAUUUUUUAACAUUUUUAUAAAAGCAAUAAUUCAUUAUGAAAAUUUGUUUUCAUCUGUGCAACAGUACAAUUACCAUUUUCAUUUCGCAUUCAUAUGAAAAACAUGUCACCAUGAGUCACCCAUUAUUGGUCGUGUGUAUUUAUAAAAGUGGGCAAUUUUAUAGCAACAUCUGAAACGACUGGACUGUAUGCAAAUUUCUGUUAUUUGUUUUAUAUUAACAGAGGUUCGGAAUAGAUGUAUACAUUUUUCAAGUUUGUUAAAAUGCUGAUUGUUUAAUGUUCCUGUGCUUCAAAGACUACUUAGAUACCUCAGAUAUGAGGGUAUGUUAAGUGAUGCUUUGCAGAAGGAAAAGAGCUGUUGUAGAUAUAUCAUAGAGUUAUUUAUGAUGUACAAAAUAAUCAACUCAUAUGUGCCAAAGUGAUGGAGAGAAGAUAGUUGUACAUAGAAAUGGUUGUUGCCAUAGUUACCAAAAAGAUAUUAAUAAAUAUGACACACCAGUGAUACAUGGCAGUCUGUACAGUGGAAAUCACAGGGAUUUUUUUUGUACCAGCUGUAUCUGUCUUGUACCACCUCCUUACUACUCAACACAAUCAUUGACACAUCUAACUUCAAAUAUAAAUAUAUUGCAUAUGUUAUGACAAAUACGCAAUAUCUAACCUGCUGAAAACAUUUUUGUUCAACCGAAGAAAAUAUUAAGAUUCUAAUUUAAUUUUGUAUUGGCCACAGUGGUGGAUUGAUGACUUUUGAAAUGGUUGAUUAUAUAUUGAUGGAAUUUGUUUCAUAAUUGUUCUAAUAUUUCUCAUAAGUAUUUUUACAUCAUCUUGGUAUUGAUGUGAACAUCAGUAAUUUAACUGAGGUUAGAGUUUGUUGGUAUGAUAUUAUGCUGGAUAUUAACAUAUCAGAGCAAAGUAAUCAAAAUCAGACUGUAAUCAAAAUGUAACACAAUGCUAAUCAAAGAUUUAUGUCUAGAAAUAGCAAUUUACAUUUCAAAAUGGCUACCGGUACUUCAGCUUCAGUUUUGUAGUUAUAUGUCAGUGCUAUUUCAUCAUUCGUAAAAUAAAAUGUUUUUUGUUUUUUUUCAAAUAUAAUAUGUUCAGUUUCCAUGGCAACCAUAUAAAUGAAUGCCCUUUAUGUUACCCAGCUUUACUCAGGAAAUGCCUUUCUAGUCGGACUACCAUUGUUAGCCUAUAAAAAUCAUCACACUGAAUGAAAUAUUGAUAUACCAUUUCCCUAACAACUGCAUGUAACCAAGUGAUGAACUUGUUGGUUUUCCGAUUGCAGCAAAAUGACUGCAUUGUUUUAAUACUGAUCCCUGUCCCACUCCUUAAACUUAAAGAAGUAAAGUACCUUUUUUUUCUCUAAGAAUCUGAAAGUUAAGGUAAAUUAAGACACUUAUUCUUGAGGUAAUGAUUCUGAGGACAAUUUUUUUGGACUGUUUUUAUGUCUGUUUAUAUUUUAAAAUAUCUUUCGUUUUUGUUAGAAUAUACUGAAGGAAAUAAAUAAAGGAACACAUGUAGAAGGAAACGUUUGAAAGAUCAUAAUUGAUUUGAUAUUGCGUAUAUAUCAUAGGUUACCAGAGGUUGUCUGUUAAUAUUAUGAACAUGCCAGAUAGUAGCAUUGAUUUUUUAAUUCAUUUUUUUCAGUAAUUGAGGCAUUCAUGCUGAAGACAGCAGGAGAAUCUCUUCAGUUGUAUUGCUGUUCCCUUACUUUAUUCCUUCAGUAUAUAAACAUUGGCCAGAAGAAUAAAUCAAAAUUAUACAGUAUUACAAGAGCCAGUAUAUCAUGUCAAAUCAAGUCAUUACUAAUAUGGAAAUUCAGCUUUUUGGUGUGAAUAUAUUAUUUUCACAUUAAUAAAAAUUGACGGAAAUUAAUUCUACGCACGAUAUUUAGAUGUUAUAUUAGUGACAUGUUUUGUUUAUGUUGGUUUCCGUGUUGACUUCAUCCAAAUACCAGUGCUACCAAGAAUCUCCUAACAGUCUAUACAUAACACGUUUGAUGUUUCCAUGUUGACCGUGUCUUGUUUACCAUUACAUAAUAGUCGUAUCCCAUUAUGUCAUAAUGCCUGUUUCCAUGGUAACAGUAUCAAUCCACUUGUAAACAAUGUCCUGUUAAACUACAUAGGAAGUCUUGAACAUGAGGAUUAUCUAGCAUAACAAUCUUAGCUCAAUUUUUGGUAUGGCUUCGCCCAUACACAUAUAUUGUUUAUGCUAUAAAAGGGCAAAAAUAUAUAAUUUUAAAAAUAAAACUUUGAACCUAA